AUGUCGUGGUUCCUCUACAACGUCUCGUUUCCUCUCACAUAUCGCACCGGUCCCGCCGCCGCAGCCCUAAUCGCAAUCCUCUCCACAGACAUCCUCCUCGACGCCCGCUCAAUAGUCCACGCCCACGAUCCCUGGCCAGGCUGGACCCUCCUCCUCCGCCUCCUCCUCGGCGCCUCCCUCAUCGCAAUCUUCUGGGUCUACAUCGCCCUCGGCGACGUCUUUGCGCGCGGCUUCACGUACUGGGGUAUGCCCGACACCUACGGCCGUGUGCUGGCGUACAUGUUCCUCUGGGGCAUCGGGCUCUGGGAUUUGUUGUUUGUGGUACUGUGUCGGCAUUGGUUGGGCAAGGAGGUGAAGAGGUACGGGACGAAGGCGGGACGGGUGUUUGGGGACGGGAAUGGGAGGAGGGGAGGGAGGGGGAGGAUGUCGCCUGGUGGGAGCGCGUUGAGGCUGAGUAGUGCGGGUGGAGAGGCGCCUGGGCGGAUCGGGGUUGUUGACGUCGAGGCUGCGAGGCCUGUUGAUGAGGAGGGCGGCGGUGGUGUUGGUGCUGGGGGGAGGGUUGGGUUACCUGUAAGGAUGGGUGUGAGGAGGGUCAAGAACAGCGUGAGCGCGAGCGUCAACUCGGUGGCCAGCGGAACAGGGCCAGGGAAUGGGAUGGGAAACGAGGAUUCACCGCCGCCUCCGCCUGCGUUUAUGAGGCCUGCAUGA
Messenger RNA from Colletotrichum phormii, 708 nucleotides. RefSeq lists its product as uncharacterized. Lineage: Eukaryota; Fungi; Ascomycota; Sordariomycetes; Glomerellales; Glomerellaceae. The transcript is spliced from 2 exons. Bases 1 to 708 code for a protein of 235 amino acids. The record is from RefSeq and is a predicted model, not a curated record.